Scophthalmus maximus (turbot) is the source of this 4184-nucleotide messenger RNA. Its product is annotated as endosome/lysosome-associated apoptosis and autophagy regulator family member 2-like. NCBI's taxonomy places the organism in Eukaryota, Metazoa, Chordata, Actinopteri, Pleuronectiformes, Scophthalmidae. Gene Ontology annotation, biological process: positive regulation of BMP signaling pathway. The transcript is spliced from 25 exons. The record is from RefSeq and is a predicted model, not a curated record. The coding region runs from base 798 to 3818 and encodes 1006 amino acids.
CUUCAAUCUAUAAAACCGGUCCUCAGUCAACACGACAUCUCAUUCGACGUGUUUUCUGCAUUAUUUAGUCUUUGAAUAGCGAUGUCACACUGUAACACACACACACAGAGUCUGUGUCUCUGAUACAGUUUGAGAUAUUCGUGAUUGGCCCUCGGCAGCCCCCACUGUGGAGGCGUGGGAGAGAUCGCCGUGGUCUGACCCCACACACACACACAGAGGAUCAAUCUGGACCAUCGAGGGCAACAAAUUGAUUUCCUCUGCCUCCCUUGUGGCAGCCCACUGUGAAUUAAAAAACACAGUUUCUUCCAUCCAUCCGUCAAUCCAAACAAGCUCCAGAUAACAUCCACCUGUCCUCUUCACCUAGGAUGAUGAUGACACAUUUUUGGAACUGUAAUGAUUCAGCCCACAGGUCAUCAAAACAGUCUGUACAAACCCACACAGCUCGUCUGUUACUGGGGCGACAUAACCUGGAGAGACACAAUUACAGAUUCGCUUGGUCUUCUGUGCCAACUUCUCCCGAGAGGGAACGGACCAGAAGGACCUACGGGAGGGAGAAUUUACUCCAACGUUCCCCGGUCACACGGGCUGAUGACAGGGCAGAUGUGUGGAGUAAUAGCACAGUAUAAGCAUGUGAUGUGAGUCAGUGUUGGUUGGAGGAGGAGGAGGGAGCCAGCCAGCCAGCCAGCCGGGCAGGCGCAUCGAUGACACGGACACCGCAGAGACGCUCGCCGCUCCGCUCGUUUCAUGUUCCUGGCUCCAGGCAGCGGACAUCCGGCUGCUCGUGAUCCGAGCUGAGGAUGCGGGAGCAGGCGUGGGCCUCCCGGUUCCCCCGCUGCCUCCUGCUCAUCAUCGCCGCGCUCGCAUCAGCACCCGCCGACGGAGGAGACCUGCGGCCGUGCGAGGAGACGGACUACUACUACCAGUACACAGAGUGUGACAGCAUGGGGUCACGAUGGAGAGUCACCAUCCCUCACAGUCCGGGCUCCUGCUCAGACCUUCCACCGCCGACCAAGGGAACCGACUGCUCCUUUUCCUGUCCAGCUGGAAAGUUUUUAGAGAUGUCCACGCAGCAGUGCACCUCGUGUGCAGCCGGCUCCUACUCCCUGGGAAGCGGCCUCCGUUUUGACCAAUGGGACGCCGUGCCCGCCGGCUUCACCAGCUUGGCCAGCUUACUGGACCCGGGGCCGAACGGAGAGGACCUUCAGGCCUGUAACAGCUCGUCGUGGACGCCGCAGGGCGUGUACCUGGAGUCGAACCGCGACGAGUGCACCGUGUCUCUGGUCUACGCCGUCCAUCUGGAGAAACUGGGCUCGGUCUCCUUCACGUACCAGUACCCCGACAACAACAUCUUCUUCGAGUUCUAUGUCCAGAACGAGCAGUGUCAGGAAAUGGCCCAGACCGACGACCAGAAGUGGAUCAAAGUCACCAGCAACGGGGAGUGGGACACACACACGGUGAGCUUGAAGUCGGGCACAAACAUCCUGUACUGGAGAACCACCGGCAUCCUGGUGGGAGGGAAGAUGGUCAAACCUGUGCUGUUGAAGAACAUCCAAAUAGAGGGUGUGGCUUACACGUCAGAGUGUUUUCUGUGCCGACCCGGCUGGUUCAGCCCGACCCCCGGCUCCUCGUCCUGCCAGCCGUGUCCCAGCAACACGUUCUCCUCGAAGGGGGCGUCCUCCUGCACGCCGUGCCCCCAACACCACUACUCACAUGAGGGAUGGGCCGAAUGCAAAGUGAGGCCGCCGUGCUCGGAGAAUGAUUUCUUCCAGAUCCACACGGCCUGCGACAGCGAAGGGAAGACGCAGGUGCUGUAUCGCUGGGUGGAGCCCAAGAUUUGCGUGGAGAACGUCACCGGGGCCGUGGAGCUGCCCGCCACGGGCCAGAGGGAGCCCUGCCCGCCCUGCAACCCGGGCUACUACAACAGCAACGACUCCACCUGUUUGCCCUGCCCGCGCGGGACCCACUCGGACGGCACCAACGCGUGUGCUAAGUGCCUUGCAGGUACAGAGCCGGUGUUGGGUUACGAGUAUAAAUGGUGGAACGUGCUGCCUUCAAACAUGAAGACUUCCUGUUUCAACGUGGGCAACUCCAAAUGUGACGACAUGAACGGGUGGGAGGCGGCGGGCGACCACGUGCGCAGCGGAGCGGGCAGCUCAGACAACGACUAUCUCAUCCUCAGCCUGCACGUGCCUGGCUUCAAAGUCCCCGCCUCGCUCUCGGGGAUGACCGGUGGCGAGUUUGGCCGCAUCACCUUCGUGUUCGAGACCAUCUGCUCUGGCGACUGUGAGCUCUACUUCAUGAUGGACGUGAACAGGAAGAGCACCACGGUGGUGGAGUCCUGGGAAGGCAGCAAGGGGAAACAGUCGUACUCGCACAGCAUGACCAGGAACGCCUCGGUUGCGUACACCUGGGCCUUCCAGAGGACCAACCGCGCUCUGGACGUGCGUCGGUACGUCAGCGACAUGGUGAAGCUGUACUCCAUCAGCGUGACCAACGUGCUGGACGGGGUGGCGUCGGCGUGUCGGGUCUGCGCCCUGGUCCCCGAGAACUCCCGGCGGGCCGGCUCCUCCUGUGUGCCCUGCCCCGCCGGAUUCUACAUCGACAGGGACACCAACCGGUGCCUGGAGUGUCCGCCCAACACGCACCUGGCCGGACGACACACCUACGGACAGGACACCUGCGUGGCGUGUGGACCAGGAAGUAUCAGCAACAAGGAACACUCCCGUUGCUACAGCGACUGCUCCUUCUCCCACACGGAGAACAACCGCACCUUGACCUUCGACCUCAGCCCCAUGAACGACGUGGCCUCGCUGAUCAUCGGCCCGAGUUUCACCUCCAAAGGCACGAAAUACCUUCACCUGUUCAACAUCAGCCUGUGUGGCCACGAGGGGAAGAGAGCGGCCGUCUGCACGGAUAACGUCACCGACGUGUCGAGCAAGGACGACCAGAGCGACGCGGCGCCGUUCGUCAACUCGGUGGACAGCUUCAUCUGCCAGUCCACCAUCAUCCCGGCGGACGGCCGCGGCUUCAGGAUGGCCAUCUCCUCGCAGUCCAUCAGCCUCGCCGACACUUUUGUUGGGGCGACGGUGGACACCGUCCUGAACGGCAUGAACGCCAAACCAGAUCUGUUCCCAGAAAACUCCAAGGACGUUCCAGACAUCAACUUCUUCUACAGGUCUCUCCAGGCAACAGCCUCGUGUGAUCAAGGCCGGAGUUCGGUCAUCACCGUUCGCUGUAACCCAGAGAAGUCUGAGCGAGGAGAACUCUCCGUGCCCAGCUCCUGUCCUGCAGGAACGUGUGACGGGUGUACGUUUCACUUCCUGUGGGAGAGCGCCGGCGCCUGUCCACGCUGCACCAAGGACGACUACCACCGGAUAGAGGGAGCGUGCAAGGGAGGCGCCCAGGAAACUCUGUACGUGUGGAACGAGCCGAAGCUCUGCACCAAAGGCGAGGCGUUGCCCGCCCGGAGCUCCGCCGCCUGCGAGGCCAUCGCCCUGUGGCUGAAGGUCGGGGUCGGCGGCGGCGCCUUCGUGGCCGCGCUGCUCGUCUCCCUCACCUGCUAUUUCUGGAAGAAAAACAAGAGGCUGGAGUACAAGUACUCUCGCCUGGUGAUGUCCGCCAACAAGGAGUGCGAGCUGCCGGCCGCCGACAGCUGUGCCCUGGCGGAGGGAGAGGAGGCCGACGACGACGUGGUCUACGCCCAGAAGCCCACGCUGCUCGGGAAACUCCGCGCCAUCGCCAACAAGCACGAGGGCGGCGAGCGCAGUGAGUCUGUGCAGCUGAACUCCUCCCGGUCCGAUCGAUGGAUUCUGGGAUAGACGGACGCCUACAAGACGCAGAGGCGGAGUUAAAACGACGGAGGAACAUUCAGUCAGUGAUCGUGUCACUGUCCAGCCUCCUCACGUGUCCUUUGACCAGUGGCACCAGUACAGAUCCCAGUUUUCACUGGAGAACGUUUUCUUGCUGGCCUUUUUACCUGUCGACUCUAGAACACACAGGAAAACACUCUCCUGCUUUAACGCCGUGGAUGCUCCAAAGGGCCGCAACAGAAAAACAAAACAUGCUUUUAAUGGGUUUUUUUUGUAUAUUUUGUAUUUUUAUUUAGCAAUUUUUUUUUGAGUCAUGUAUUUAUAUUAAUGUUACAAUGAUUGAACCUUUAUUAAAAGUCCUCUUUGGCUUAGGGA